Messenger RNA from Mitosporidium daphniae, 1230 nucleotides. RefSeq lists its product as uncharacterized. The transcript has 4 exons. Gene Ontology annotation, biological process: protein import into peroxisome matrix. Gene Ontology annotation, cellular component: peroxisomal membrane; cytosol. Bases 1 to 1230 code for a protein of 409 amino acids. NCBI's taxonomy places the organism in Eukaryota, Fungi, Microsporidia. The record is from RefSeq and is a predicted model, not a curated record. Gene Ontology annotation, molecular function: ATP binding; ATP hydrolysis activity.
AUGGAAUCUAUGUCGGAAGCGGAAGUAUCACAUGCGCUUUGUGUAUAUGGUCGUCUUGCACGGGAAAACAUCUCUGUCUGUUCAAAGAUAUUGCGAGGAAUCUCGCUGAAAGACUUUUCGCUACUCCUUUGUUCGCUCCCCCGUUGUGGAGAAAUCUCCAUUGUGUCUCUACUCUCCACAAGGCUUUCUCUUCGGGGGCAUACAGAUACACUCAGCGACCCACAUGCUUUCGAUCAUCCAACUACUUCGGCCGGCGAUGGUGGAAACAUGAAGCUUGUGGAAUGGUCCGCAAUUGGUGGUCUUGAUGAAAUUGUUGCUGUUCUCAGGUCGAUUGUACUUCGCCCCCUAACUCUUCCCUUCUUCUACAGAAAUCUUCCAUUAAAACUCCCCACCGGUGUAUUGCUCUACGGGUUUCCAGGAUGUGGGAAGACAUUAAUUGCAAGAGCCAUUAGGCACAAUGUCAAAUCGCUUGAGGUCCACUUUAUCUACAUCAAAGGACCUGAACUUCUUGGAAAGUAUAUUGGAGAGUCAGAACAAGCCAUCAGAGAUCUUUUCAAACGGGCCAGAGAAAACGCCCCUACCAUCAUCUUCUUUGACGAUGGCGCUGGAAUUUCCGAAGUCACAGACCGAGUUGUGAAUCAGUUUCUGACGGAAAUGGAUGGCGUUGAAGGAGCGCUUUCCAAUCUUUUUAUUCUUGCUGCCUCAAGGUACGACCAUAUUUCCGACCAGCAUAGUCACCCCRAAAUGAUUGACUCUGCAAUCAUCAUCGCAUUGCUUCUCGCUCGGAGAGUGAGCAUCGACGUGCACUUAUUUGAACAAAUUUGCACUCUUAUUGCUGAUAAAACGAAUUGGUUUACGCCUGCAGACCUGGAAUCGCUUAUGUUUGAGCUUUGCGAUGGUGGUGUGUUUAAAUAUGAAAACACCGGCGACGGUGCCUUUGAUAAUGCUCAUGCUGAUCCAGCUAUCAUAUUGGGAAAGGUAUCGCGCGCCAUUGAAUCGUAUUGCUCAUCAUUGUCUCUGGGAGAGAUUCGCAAGUUCCAACAAGGAUACGCAAGGUUCAAAGGUAAAAAGGCGCAUCCAGUGUUUACGACACCGCAACCCCAAGAAACCGAGAAAAAUGAGAAUCAAAAUGUCGUAAUCACCUAUCAAGAAGACGUGAUGAUUGCCCCAAAUUCGGGCGAUCACAUACCAAAACUGCAAAACCAUCCGCAGUUUCUGAUUUACAAAUAA